This is a messenger RNA of Naegleria lovaniensis, 2418 nucleotides long. RefSeq lists its product as uncharacterized. The transcript has 2 exons. Gene Ontology annotation, biological process: intracellular protein transport; retrograde transport, endosome to Golgi. Gene Ontology annotation, cellular component: late endosome; retromer, cargo-selective complex; retromer complex. NCBI's taxonomy places the organism in Eukaryota, Heterolobosea, Eutetramitea, Acrasida, Naegleriidae. Bases 1 to 2418 code for a protein of 805 amino acids. The record is from RefSeq and is a predicted model, not a curated record.
AUGUCGAACUAUCACGUUGCCGAUGACGAUGAAGAGGAAUAUAUUGCUCAAGGCACUCAAAACAUGACUCCACAGGAGAGACAAACACAAUAUCUAAACCAAGCCAAAGAUAUUGUCGAUGCCGAGGCUCAUCGUAUGAUCAGAUGUUUGGACAAAAAUAAUCUUGGUGAAGCUUUGGAACAUGCCUCAAAAAUGUUAAGUGAGUUGAGAACAUCUCAUCUCACUCCAAAGAAUUAUUAUAUUUUGUAUAUGCAAACAUUUGAUCACCUAGCUCGUUUGACAGCCUUUUUCCGAGGUGAGGAAAAUAUGCAAGAGCUCUAUGAGCGUGUUCAACACACACCAAGUAUUGUUCCCAGAUUAUAUCUCAUGGCCACUAUCGGAGCAAUAUAUAUCAAGUCAAAACAAGCUCCUGCUAAAGAUAUUCUCAAAGAUCUUGUAGAGAUGUGUAAAGGAGUUCAACAUCCCACUCGUGGCCUCUUCUUGAGAAAUUAUCUGAGUCAAAUCACCAAAGAUAAACUUCCUGACACUGGUGGUGACUAUGAAGGUAUUGGCGGAACUGUUCACGAUUCUAUUGCAUAUGUACUCCAGAAUUUUCAUGAAAUGGUCUUUCUCUUCAGUCGUUUGAAGAAUGAAGGUCCUGUCAAAGAAAGAAGUAAGAGAGAAAAGGAAAGAAUGGAAUUGAGAAUUUUGAUUGGGUUUAAUCUUGUGAGGUUGAGUCAACUGGAUGGAAUCAAAUUAGAUAUUUACAAAAAUGAUGUCUUACCAAAGGUUUUGAACAUUAUUAUCAAAUCCAAUGACCAAAUGGCUCAACAGUAUCUCAUGGAAUGCCUUAUUCAAGUAUUUCCUGACGAGUUCCACCUCGAAACUCUUAAUUUAAUACUUUCAGCUUGCCAAGAACUGCAAUCUGAUGUAGACUUGAAAACAAUUUAUAUUGCUCUUAUGGAUCGUCUUGCAAAUUAUGCUAGACAAUUUCCUGAAAAUAUUCCUCAUCGAGACAGCAGUGAGUCAGGGGUUCAAAAUAUUAUUGACAUUUUCUGUGUUUAUAUUGCAAAGAUCUCUACUGAAAGAAUGGAAAUCGGCGACAUUUUAUCCGUCCAAAUUUCCUUAAUGAAUCUUGCUCUUCAAUCGUAUCCAGAGAAAAUAAGCUAUGUAAAUGAUAUUGUGACAUUUUGCCAUGGCAAAUUGAAGUCAGUUGGUGAUAUUCUUUCAUCCAAUGUUUUGGUAAAGUUGAUUAAGAGACUCCUUCUUGUUGCGAUUGAAUCAUACAAGAACGUUUUGACAAUUUUAAAUUUGGAUCAUUAUGGAGAUAUUUUAUCAUUGUUGUCCUUUAACGACAGAAGAGAAAUUGCUAUUGAGUUGUGUGGAUCUGCCCUCAAACAUAGACAUAAGAUUUCCACACCAGAGCAAGUAGCCAAAUUUUUCGAGCUUAUUAGACCUUUAUUGAAAGAUGAGGACAAUAUGAGCGAUAUUGAGGAGGAAGAGUUUGAAGAUGAUCAAAAUCUGGUUGCACGUCUUGUUCAUCUCUUGUAUAAUGAGGAUACAGAUACACUUUUCAGAGUUUAUUCUACAGCAAGAAAGCACUUUGGUCAAGGAGGUCCAAAGAGAAUAUUAUUCACUCUCACCCCUUUAGUGUUCGCAUACUUACAAUUGGCAAAGAGAAUCAGAAAUCAUCCAGAAAGAGAACAAAAGGUUGUGAAGGAAGAAAAAGUUUUCCAAUAUGUUAUUGAGAUUUUAGACGUUCUCGCUCAUCAACAAUCUGACAUGGCUCUCAGAUUAUAUCUUCAAAGCGCCAUUUGUGCUGAUCAAUGCAAUCUCGAAACACUCGUUUAUGAAUUACUUUCUCAAGCAUUCAUGCUUUAUGAAGAACAAGACAGCAAGAGUCAAUUGGAAUACUUUAUAUUAAUUGUCAAUUCUUUGAGGCAAAUGAAGAACGUUGGAGAAGAGAAUUAUGACACUCUUUCCACAAAGACCUGCCAAUAUUCAUCGAAGCUGUUACGUAAACCAGAUCAAUGCAAGGCAGCAUUCCUAUGCAGUAAUUUAUUUUGGCCCAUGUCACACAAUGAAAAAUUACAAAACAGCGAUAAGGCUCUUGAGUGUAUGAAAUGGUCUUUGAAAAUUGUCAAUUCAUGCAUGGCUGACCAACAAAUACCACUCUUUGUAGAAAUUUUAAACACAUAUCUGCAUCAAUUUUGUAGCGAUAAUGAGAAGGUUACUGUUGAUUAUUUGAAUGGUUUGAUUGAAUUGAUCAAUUCCAACAUUGGAGGAGCUGAAGAAGAAUCAUUUGGUAGCAUGUCCAGUAAUGAUCACACCAGUGAAGCCACCAGAUCAGCUCCAAUCAAGGUUUUCUACAAAAACACUCUCGAGUACAUGAAGACUGUCAAGAAGACAAAUCCAAAACUUGAAGGAGUCAGCAUAUAA